AUCUGUCUCGAGCCACAUUGUAUUCUGUCUGCUGCAAGCAUUCUCCAGGACGUGAAUCCCGACUUGGAUCCGUGCGAUGAUUUUUAUGCCUACACAUGCAGUAAUUGGAUCGACAAUCAUGUUUUGCCGGACGCCAAGUCCAAAGUGAGCGUUGAGAGUUUGGCAAAAGAUCGUAUCAAGCAACGCCUGAACCAGAUCCUUAGUCACAGCAAUCCCCUUGAAAAAUCUCUCUCAUCUUCGAGCUCUUUACCUAGACCAGAUCGUAUUGUGGACAGUCAGAUAUUCACCAAACUGACAGACUUUUAUGGGGCUUGCAUGGACGAAGAUACAUUGGACAAGCGGGGAAUAAAACCUCUCUAUGAUCAAUUUCGACACAUUCAAGGACUCCUUCCAGCCAGCUACCUCAAGCAGGCCACACUGGAUCCCCCUUUCGUUCAAAGCUUAACUGAAGCAAUGAGUCAUCUCGGAAAACAGCAUAUUUGGGCCCUAUUUGAGAUACGGGUAGUCCCAGAUCCACACAACCCUGCCAAAACUGCCCUUUCACUCUGGCAGGGUGAAGUUGGCCUUCCUUCGCGGGAUUAUUACGAUGACCCAGAUGUAUUUUCUACCUACACAAAGGUCGUAACUGAGCUUUUGGAGCUUGUCUUUCAAAAAGACACUACCGGAGAAUUUGGCUGGAAAUCAUGGAGUCCAGUUGCGACGGCAAGACGUAUUCUUGAAUUCGAAAAGAAGCUAGCACAAGCCAAAUACCAUGAUGACACCAUCGCUGUUGGCACAAACAGGGACGGCCUUAAUAAUGGUAUCAUUUAUGAACGCUGGUCACUUGAAAAGCUCCACGCUACUGCUCCCAAUGUUAACUGGACGCUUUAUGUUGAAUCAAUGCUACCAAGAGGCGUACCUAUGCCUGAUGAUGUGCUUGUACCACUACCACGAUUUAUCACCAGUUUGUCAGAAGAUGUUCUGGGCAGCACAAAUUCGCGUACACUCCAAACUUAUUUGGUUUGGCGCACAUUAUGGAAAUAUCUAGAUACCCUUGGAGAAGAGUUUCUUGCUCCCCGGCGCAAACUAGAAGCCAAACUUAAUGGCGUAGAAGCAAGAGCCAAGCCAGAGCGAUGGGAGACCUGUCUAUCUCAUGUGGACAGUUCGAUUGGCUUUCUAAUGGGUCGCUAUUUUGUGCUCAGCAGUCUGGAUAGUACCUCAAAAACAGAAGCUGAAGGCUUGGCUUCUACUAUUGUCACUGCAUUUGUGGACAGUCUUCAGGGUCUCUCUUGGGUAGAUGACAAGACUCGCAAGGAAAUGAUUUCAAAGGUCCAAUCGAUGAAUUAUCAACUUGGUUAUCCAAGCUCUUUUCCUGACACCCAGUCAGCGAUUUCUCUUGCUGAAUUCUAUAGCUCUGUAAAUGUAAAAAAAGAUGACUUUUUUGGAAACGUUCAAAGUGCAAAUGAAUGGGCAGUGAAGCGGCAGUGGGCUCAACUUGGUAAACCAGUUCACAAUGGUGUUUGGGAUGUGAACCCGCAGGAUGUUGAUGCUACUUACAGUCGCAAAAAGAACAAGGCUAUUGUUCCCGCCGGGAUGUUGCAACCUCCAUUCUAUGACUCCCAGGGUCCAGACUAUCUAAACUAUGGAUCAUUGGGCUGGGUCAUUGGCCAAACAAUGCUCCAUGGGUUUGAUCUGACGGGUCGUCAAUACAACAAGGAAGGAGCAUUGGGUCAAUGGUGGUCCAAUCAUUCCAUGUCUGAGUUCAACAACAGGACACGUUGUUUUGUACAACAGUAUUCAAAUUUUACUCUCAAGGGACCACAAGAGGAUAUUCAUCAGGUGGAUGGUGAACGGACACUUGAUAGCAAUCUUGCUGACAACGGUGGUCUGGCAGAGGCAUAUUCAGCAUGGAAUACCCGUUUUUCUCAAGGGCGCAACAAUGCACACUUACCCGGACUAGUCAACUGGAGUGUUGAGCAGCUGUUUUUUAUCAACUUCUCGAGAAUGAAGUGUAGCAAGAGUACACCCGAAAGCGAUGUUCGAGAGCUGCGUACAAGCGAAUCUGCACCUGAUCGAUGGAGAGUUAAUGGCCCAUUAAUCAAUUCACGCGAAUUUUCAAAAGCAUUCCAAUGUGCAGUCGGAACCCCCAUGAAUCCCCAUGCAAAAUGUGAUAUGUGGUAG
Phycomyces blakesleeanus NRRL 1555(-) is the source of this 2160-nucleotide messenger RNA. RefSeq lists its product as hypothetical. The transcript is spliced from 7 exons. Gene Ontology annotation, biological process: protein processing. The annotation marks the transcript as partial. The record is from RefSeq and is a predicted model, not a curated record. Gene Ontology annotation, molecular function: metalloendopeptidase activity. Gene Ontology annotation, cellular component: plasma membrane. NCBI's taxonomy places the organism in Eukaryota, Fungi, Mucoromycota, Mucoromycetes, Mucorales, Phycomycetaceae.